Molecule: messenger RNA, 10828 nt
Organism: Lepisosteus oculatus (spotted gar)
Lineage: Eukaryota; Metazoa; Chordata; Actinopteri; Semionotiformes; Lepisosteidae
Gene: cbfa2t3
Product: CBFA2/RUNX1 partner transcriptional co-repressor 3
Biological process (GO): DNA-templated transcription; negative regulation of DNA-templated transcription
Cellular component (GO): nucleus
Molecular function (GO): transcription corepressor activity
Source: RefSeq, a predicted model, not a curated record
CACUCGAGAGACGCGCAGGGCAGGGUUUGCGCUGCGAGGUGACGAAAGCUUGAAGAGGUGGAGUUUGGUUGUGGUGAGCCAGUAGCUACUGCAACAGCAGAACCGAGGAGCAAGGGAGGCUGUCAACUCGUGGGUCUGAGAGGGCUGUCAAAGAGAGGAGGGAGGGGAGGUUAGGAGCGCUGGAGUACGCAUCUCCGCUCCAGAUGGUGAUUUAAACGCAGGCAGAAGGCUUCGGGAGGAAGAGAGGAGAGAGAGAGAGAGCAGGAGACUGUAUAUAAGACAGUAGCACAACACCGCCGAGUACUUAAAACCAAAAUACAACGAUAUUAAAAAGAAACAGGAGAAAGCAUAAAUGCUGUAACCCAAGUAUUUAUUUAAUGAACUUGUUUAUAGCAUCUACAGACGACUAGUGUUAGAGUGAAUGGAGCCAUUCUAUUGCCUGAGCAGUUAAUGGAUUGGUCGGCAGUAGCAGUCUGCGAGGGUUCUUUAGAAGAACCGACGGAAGAAAUUAAUUAAUCUGUACAGAAUUGGUUGUUUCCAGAAAACCAGCUGUAUGAACGUUGAUUCAUCCGAGUCGGGGGUUGCUGUUUAAAUACCCGAGACUAGUCUCUGAGUAUUAAAAGCUGAACUGGGACCGGCGAAGGAUCUUCACGCCAAAAAUAUUCGCAUCUUUAUUUCGGAAGAAGUACAGUGCACAACAAUAUGGGAUUUUAAACCUAUUGGAGCCUGCAGAUAAAUACAGCCAACUCAAACGCUGACAUUUUAAACGGACUUUCCAAUAUGAGUCCACGAUAAUUGUGUCAUUGUAUCUUGGUGGCUGAAGACCCUCCAGCACUUGGCGAUUUCUUUUUCGGGAUCCGUUCAAUGCUGGGAUCGAAUCAACGAAAGAUGAGGCAUAAAGGAAAACAAAAAAUCUAGGAAAAAAAACGAACGGAGAAACCUGAGUACAUAUAACAAAUAAAAGAAAUGCAUUUAAUAUUUUGAACGAAGUCCUCAAGCUGUUUUUUAAGAUUGAAAAAAGAAGGUAAACCAAAGACAGACGCAUCUAAGGGAACAAGUCUCAGACUUCUAGCUUUGCAAGACGAAAUAUCAUCAUUCGGACAGAAAGAAACUGGGAAGUUAAUUACCUCAUACUUAAUUUAACUGAAAUGUCAACACCGCUUUAAAUCCAAAGGAGUCGAAUGCUUUUAAAAUUGUAUUAUCGUGUAUAGUUUCAACCUGUCGAAGGAUUUUUGUUCUGAAGAGCGAUUUUUAAUUAUUUUCACUUGACCAAGAGGAGUAGAAGCAUUGCUUUCGAGAGUGGCCAAGAAUUGGUGGUUUUACUUUUUAUUUCUUCCAAAUAUUAAGGAUUGGUGAAUUAUGACUAUUUCUUAAAUUUAAUGUGGAUUAUCGUUGCUGCAAUUACCUCAGCCUGACCUCGACCUUCACAAAGUAGCACAGAAAAGAAGGUUGGAACGAUGCCAGAUUCACCUGCUGAUGUCAAAACCCAGCCCAGAUCAACUCCGCCCACCAUGCCGCCGCCGCCCCCCGCUGUCACCCAGGCAGCCAAUCGCAACGCGUCCUUCACACCCACCACGAUGUUGAACGGGAGCAGCCACUCGCCUACAGCGCUUAACGGCGCCCCCUCCACGCCCAAUGGCUUCAGUAACGGCCCCGCCAUGUCCUCCACCGCCUCCUUGUCAAACCAGCAGCUCCCGCCUGCCUGCGGAGCCCGGCAGCUCUGCAAGCUGAAGCGCUUCCUCACCACCCUGCAGCAGUUUGGCAACGACAUCUCGCCAGAGAUUGGGGAGCGUGUGCGCAGCCUGGUGCUGGGCCUCGUGAAUUCCACUCUAACUAUUGAGGAGUUUCACGCCAAGCUCCAGGAGGCCACCAACUUCCCUCUGCGGCCUUUUGUGAUUCCAUUUCUCAAGGCCAACCUGCCCCUGCUGCAGCGGGAGCUGCUGCACUGCGCCCGGCUGGCCAAGCAGACGCCCGCCCAGUACCUGGCGCAGCACGAGCAGCUGCUGCUGGACGCCAACGCCAGCUCCCCCCUCGACUCCUCCGAGAUCCUCCUGGAGAUCAACGAGCACGGCAAGAGGAGGACACCAGACAGGACCAAAGAGAAUGGUGCCGAGAGAGACCCGCUGCACCCCGAACACGUGGCCAAGCGCCCCUGCACAGUGAGCCCCAGCCAGCGCUACAGCCCCAGCAACGGCCUCCCCCCUCACCCGCCUCCAAACGGGCUUCCCCCGCCCCCCCCCAACGGCCUGCCCCACCCCCCCCCCCCGCCACCCCAGCACUACCGCCUGGAGGACAUGGCGCUGGCUCAUCACUACCGCGACGCCUACCGCCACUCCGAGCACCGCGAGAGCCGCGACCGCCACCGGCAGACGGCCGUGCAUGGGGCUCGUCAGGAAGAAGUCAUCGAUCACCGCUUGACGGAUCGGGAGUGGGCAGAGGAGUGGAAGCACCUUGAUAACCUGCUGAACUGCAUCAUGGACAUGGUGGAGAAGACCCGGAGGUCUCUGACCGUCCUGCGCCGCUGCCAGGAGGCCGACCGCGAGGAGAUGAACCACUGGAUCCGCCGCUACAGCGAUGCAGAAGAUAUGAAAAAAGGUGGGAGCCCUGGCCAGCGCCCUCCUCCUCACAACUCGUCCUCCUCCUCCUCCUCCUCCGCUUCCAACACUUCUAGCAGCUCCACGACACUGACGCUAGAAAUUCAUCGGGACUUUUUGCACAGACCCCCGUCAGGAUACAUGCCUGAAGAAAUCUGGAGGAAGGCUGGUACUACAAGUAUCCCGCUAUCACCAGCACUAAAGCAACUACAAAGCAAGCAGGAGGAAGCGGUGAAUGAGGUGAAGCGGCAGGCCAUGUCGGAGCUGCAGAAGGCCGUGUCCGACGCCGAGCGCAAGGCCCACGAGAUGAUUUCUGCCGAGAGGUCCAAGAUGGAGCGGGCGCUGGCGGAGGCCAAGAGACAGGCCUCUGAGGAUGCACUGACAGUCAUCAACCAGCAGGAGGACUCCAGCGAGAGCUGUUGGAACUGUGGGAGGAAGGCGAGCGAGACCUGCAGUGGUUGCAACACGGCACGAUACUGCGGCUCCUUCUGCCAGCACAAGGACUGGGAAAAGCACCACCAUGUGUGCGGGCAGGGCCUGCAGGGCUUACCGGGGGGCAGCGGAGUCCCCCUGGGCACCCCCUCCUCCUCGGCACCCUCCACCCAUUCCGAGGGCACCCCACCCGCCCCGCUGUCGGUGCCCAGCCAGGGCGGCGGGGGCAGCGGGGCGGGCAGCCCGAAGGAAGCCAGCUCCAGCAGUGCCUCGCGCUCCACCACCCCUGCCACGCCGGCCCUGCUCGACAGCGCCUCCCGCUGACCGCCGCCCACGCCCAGCCCGCUACCACUUUGCUGCUACAACUCCCCGCGUCCCAGAAGAGACUGAGGAACCUCCAUCACAACCUUCCCAGCUGUAACUAACGCUAAAACUAAUACUGCGUCUACUUCUUAGCUACCUGAAGAUCUCAUUGUUGCAACUUUUCAACCUCCAAAUGACCUCUCUGUCUCUCAGUCACGCAAACACACAUACACCUAUGUAAGUGUCUGCAGUAUUACUUGGCCAGGGCUUAUUUUACGAGUGGUCAACUAUUACAAAUGAAUAUCAAAAUAGCUGCCUGUCUUUCUAGAGCAUGUUCAAGUGAACUUUUAUAACUGGAUUUUUAAAGAGUACUAAACCAGAAUUCCAUAAAUACAUUUUAUAAAUACAGCUGAUGUUCUACUCGACAGAUAAUUAUGUUUCUAUUUUUGGUGGUGAAUUACUGUCUUUACUCCACCAUUUCAGUGGAUGGAAAGGUAGGCAGCUUUAAAAAAAUAUUAUCUGGCAAGCUGUCAAUAUGGCUUCUGUAAAAUAAGUCCUACAUAUAUACUGUAUAUGGUAUAUAAGGGGUGUGCAUAAAAUCCCAAAUGCUUUUCAUUAUUCCCUGCAUAGAAAAUGGUACCACACAGUGACAGAUUGCUGGAACUGUCCAUUUUUUCAAAGGGAGGGAGUCCCUCUAAGGGACUAGGGAUGUUUUGUGCCACCCCUAUGGUAUACAUUAUAUAGAUCUAGCGGAGAUAUGUCAAAGGAGAACAGCAUCCUCUCGGCGUCAAGCCUUGAUGGGACCCUCAAUGGCUUCCUGCCUUUCUUUAGAAGAAUAUGAACUUGGAAAUAAUAUCAACUUGCUUCUAAAGAAGAGGAUCAGAAGACACAUAUGGUGCAUCUUUUUCUUGGAAUCGCUUCCAAGUGAAGGCUAACUGUUUAUUAAAAAGAGGAUUAAAGGAUUAAUUUUAAUGUUUCAUUUUCUGGCUUUAAAAAGAAAAGAAUAGUCCAAAAAUUUUCAAGGAAAAAAAAAAUCACCCGUUAACUACCUUGCUAGCUAGCCAAGAAAAUCUAUACCGGACUCACCUCUCUGCUCUGAUGUGAACCCAAAUGAAUUUUAAAAACACAAUCCAAACCUUUCUAUUUUUAUUACACUGCCAAAGUUACUAAGAGACAAGGAGAAGCACUCAUCUUGUUACCAAACACAAGCUACUUCGACUUCUCAGCAGUAAAGUCAGCCCAGAGAGCGACCGGCUUCAGAACACAAGCAAGAUAUACAGUACAGACACAAGAACUGUGACGGCUGAGUACUGCUUGAGAAUACUCAAGCUCCUACGGGAUUCCACGACGAAGGGACGGAGGAAUUCAGUGUCGCGAGUUUUAAAAUGGAAGGACAGCGAGAAGCAUGGGAUUUUGAUUAGGACAGUGGCUUUUGUGAGUGGCAAUGGCAAGGAAAGAAAAAUAAAGACACUUGCCCCUCCCCCCCCCAAAAAAAAAAAAGAUGAAGGACAGAAAUGGCCAAGAACCUCAAAGGAUUAAAAAAAAAUCCAAGCAAGCUGUGUACAGUAGGAAAACUGCUCUGUUACCAUUACAGUUUUACGUAGCUUUGAAGCAGAGACGUGUCAGUGGGUUUUUACUUUCCCAUUUCCCUUUAUUUUCCAAAGCAUGAAAGAGCAAAGUGACAAGUACAGUAUGUGAUACUUCAUUCUCUUCUCUACCUCCCUCUUCCUCCGGUGUGUUCCUCCCUGCCCUCUCGCCAAGACCAUGUCCCUGCUCCUCGCCAAGACCUCUGGGCAGAUAUCUAAGAAGGGAACAAACUUGUUUGUGAUGACUUUUUGUUUCUUUUCCAACGUGUCCCGUCUCUCGAUUGUUCAUCCUGAUUGUUCAUCCGUGCUGCCCAAGUAAGUUUUCAAAACACCGUCAUGGAAAAUGGGACAUUUUCAUUUUUUUCCCCUUAGGUUUGGGCUGAACUUUGUAGCAAAAGGAAAGAGUCCCUCUUGUAUCUAUAGUAGGCAAAGACAAGAAAAUCCUAAUGUAGAAUAUUUUCUAUUGCUCACAUUGUAAGACAGUGAGAGGACGGAGGUGCAAUAUGGAAAAAAUAUUUCAGCUACUGAAUGGAACCUCAGCUACCGCCCAUAGGGCAAUAUAUAUACAUAUAAAUAUAUUUAAAAUAAUAACGAUAACUUAAUGUGAAUGUAUAUAGUAUUUAAAGAGGUCCAAAAAUGUGUUUGCCAAAUAAGAGAAACCUUUAAAGUAUAAACUUUAGAAUAGAUUUUUUUAUUUUUUUUAUUGAAGGAAUUGUAGUUACUCAUUCAGAAGCUUUGUUUUUCCAGAUUUGCAAAAUCCGUCGUGUGUGUGUGUGUAAAAUAGAUUAAAGGCUUAGAAAGGCAAAAAUCAAAUUAUCACAUGAAUUCACUGUACACAUAAAUUGUGUUUGCAAAGAGAGAUCUGGUGCUAUAUUGGACAAUAUCCCUCUCCUUAGGGAAACUAGGUGCGAGAACCGUAUGCUUGAGCACAUGUUCUAUGAAACUUUUCUCUUAAAAUGAGAAAUGUGUCUUUAUUUUAAAGACCAGCCCUGCAAGGCCAGGUUUUAUGCACUGACUCAGCUCUGUAUUAACGGGCUAGUGUCAGAGUAGGUGAUCCUAUCCUUGUUAAAUCUGGCAGUGUGAAUUUACUGAAAGUAUGUGAAAUACUGCCAUCCACUGGUCCAAAAAGACACUGAAGUGAUAUCACUUUAUGGAGAGAAUCAUUAUGCUAAUAUUUGUAUUUGCCCUAUAUUUUAAGCACUCAAUGGAACAUAUGAAAUGAGUAAAACAAAAACAAAAAGAACUCAAAACAAUGUGGGAACUUCUUUUACAGUCACUAAAACGUUAUUUCUGUCAUAGGUUUUGUUUCUGAAAUGAGACACAAAUGUAUUAAUCAUGUGCUCCACUGUCCCUGUGAUACUUCACGCAACUUGUGCAGGUUUUCUGUAGAUAGUUGUGCAGUUUCUGGCUACCUGCUAAUUCUGUUAAAUCCAGCACCUGAGUUAUUUCAUCCCAAGCAUCACUUCACACAUUCCUCAACAGUACUGUACACUCCAACAGAUUCAAUAUUGAGCAAUUUGAAACUGCCUUGAGAAAACUCACUUCUUUUCCCCCUUUUCCAAUCCAUAUUUACAAGAUAGCUGUCUGGGGCAUACACUUUCUGUUUCCAUAGAAACAAGACUAAAUGCCCCCCCAUGUUUUCACCCAUUUCCUGUCAUGAUGUUUAAAAUACUUAUAAUAGAACAUUUAUUUAUAUGAAACCUGGAAUUCAGCAGUGAGGCGAUUAAUCCCUGGCUGUCAUAUACCAAAUAAACACAAGAUGAUGUAUGUGUUCCAGUCUGAAGGGAUGCCCAAGAGGAGGAUUUGAUAGUUUAAUGGAGCAGUCUCUUGGAUUUUGUUGCACAUUAAGUGGGACUUCUGCCAUGUUGUCUUUGAAGACUUUUGUUCCAAGCAUGAAAUCUGAAGCACCGCUAUACAGAGACCAUUUCAAGAUUAUUUCUUCCAUUUUUUCAAAAUAACUGGAGUUGGGGGGGGGGGGAGUGGAAAGCAAAUGGAAUUUGCGAAGGAAUCAUUAAAGCUGUAGACACGUUGGGCAUUUAAGACCAUCUAAGAAUUCAAAAACAAAGACACACCCCAACACCAGGAAAUCUACAAUACUCAACAGUUUUAGACACUUUACCCUGUCAUUAUUAUGCAAGUGCAAACUUAUGCUAUACAGUAUACUGCCAACAGUUCUGUAAGGGUUUUGGCUUGAGAACAAUUUUACAGUUUAAAUGUUGAAGUUCUUAUGUAGGACCUUUGAGUCACAUCCGAUUUAGAUGGGCAGGCAGUCAUCCGAUUUUGGGACAGUCAAUCGCAGUCAAGCUGUGCAAUACUGGUUCCUGGAUUCGGAGGAUAAAGACAGUAGCACUGCACAGGGACCGUUGCAAAGGACCACACUGUUUUUGAGCAUUAGCUUUGAGGAUUGGCUGGGAUGUGUCCUUCAGCAAAAAUGAAAGAGAAUUAAAAAAUUCAGAAGCUAAUUCCAGGCUUACAAGAGCUUACAGCAAUAAAGCAUGUAGUAUUAUUUAUUGCUUUCUGUCUGUGGUGAAGACAAAAUAGAAAGAAGCACGUGAAAGGUGGGCAUUCUUUAUGACUCACAACUGUUCAUAAUUAAUCAUGCUGAAUAUGUUCAUAUUUCAUAAGCAAAAGUAAUAUAUACAGUGUGAACAACGUGAAAGGUAAUGAACUUCAAGGUACCCAGGACUGCACGGCAUAUGGGUUGCUGUAUAGGUUGUCUUUGUGCAUCUCAGGCUCUCCAGUGUUUUGCUGUUCCACCCUCUCUUCUCCCCACCCCCAGCCUCUCUCUCUGGCCACUAUUGACCACUCUACCUCUGAGUGCUCGGUGAACCUCCUGGGUAGCAAUUCCUGUAAAAGAAUAACAGAUAAACAAAACCAGAACCCAGGGAUCUCAGAGCAGCACGCUACUCGCAGUCAUGCAGAGCCACUGCAACUCACAGCCAGGGAUGCUGGAAUGGUUUUUGUUUGUGGAAUCGCUUUUUCUGAAAAAGUCAGAAGUCCGGCAAAUACGAAGGAUUUUUAGAGCACUUCUAUGCCAUCAAAUAAAGUGACUGAAAAAAAACUUCUCCACUUUGCAAUUCAAGGCUAAACAUCUAUAGCAAAAAGCUGUUUGGAUUAAGGAUAACCACACAUUUGAAUAGAAAGGGUACUUAACAGCUUAUGAAAAAUUGACAAAAAAUGUAAUGUUAUGUAUUCUAUAUACCAUGUAAUUUACUGAUCCGCUGGUACCAUCUGCCUGAUGACACAAUCCCAGAUGAAUGAAGUGUUCAAAUGUAGUUACAGGGUGAUAGCACUUGGGUGGUUUAAUCUAAAGAAGGCCCCUUAAUCUAACUCGACUAAGUUUCUUUUUUUCCCCCAUUUUCAACCCUGGAAAGUGAAUAAUAGUUUGUUUUUCUUCCACUUUCAAACUCCUUAGAUGUUAACUACAGCACUUGAGAAUUACUCCUGCACUUAAGAGUGGAUCUCUGUGACUGACUAAAAUGCAGCAUUUUUGUUCACAUGAGCAGUCGGAUGAUGAGAAAAGCAUGGCUAGUUCAGCAAAUAAAUCCUGAGAUGUGGAAUGAUGCUACCUUAAUGUUCUCACAAGGUUUUUAUUAACCCCACACUUAUUUUAGUGAUUCUUCAAGAACAAUAAAAGAAACUGCUUCAUGAGAUGUUAACUGCAGAUUCAAAUUACAGGCAUUUUACUUGAUUGCCAAAUGGAAAGCAAAAGUUGAUCUCCACAGCUAUAUGUUUUCAAGCACUUAGUUUCUUACUAAACAUUAUAUUCAGAAACAACUUCUUUUUUGCUUGACAACCCAGAAAAAAAGCAUCUUUUCCUGCCACAUCCUGAAAGCAUGCUUUGUUUAGUUUGACUAUAAAUGAAAAGUGAAUUGUGUUACUUUACAACUGAGAAUGGAAGUCUGUUUUUACUCUGACAAAAAAAAAAACAUGCUUCUACGAUGCAUCAUAUGCACAGCUUUCAAGUUCAAGGUUUUUUAAGGCUACUUAUAAUUAAGCCCUUGCCUUGUCAUUUAUCAUCCAAAAUAAUUAAAGCACAGACCAAAGCAUUUCUACAUGGCUUUAGAUCAGACCAGUGAUCAGUUUUGGCAUGCUGCAGACAAACCAGAGAAAACGAGGCUCUUUACCAACUAUAUUUGUAACCAAAGUUUCUGGAAUAGACGCAUAUGCUCAAAGCACAAGAAAAAAAAACCUUACAUGUAAAGGGAGAUUUGAAGAGUUUGAACUUAUCUAGUAAACCAAUCAAAGCACGUAAUUGGUUGCGUCUUUGGCUGAAUGCCUCGACUAAGGAUAGCUUUGAAUCUGGAAUGCUUAAAAUGACUGCUGUAAAGCCUUGGAUUUCGAAGGGUUAAAUACAGCAGCAAGCAUAAUGUCUUUUCUUGAUCGGAGCGCACAAGCCUCCUGAGUUUUAAUUAAACAUCAAAUACAGAUACAGAUAGAAAAAAAAAGAGCUGUAGCAUAGGUGGCUGCAUUUCGACCCCUUCGUCUUUAAGGAAACGGACAGAAACAGUGUAAUACAUCUGUAAGUCUACAUGGACAGCAAAGACUUCUGUGCUGUAUUCUGAAGGUAGAGGUGGGAAAACACCAACUGUCCUGGUUAGAGUGUGCGGUCUGGUACUGUUGAUUAGCUUAGAAAAUAUUACAGAAACAGAUCUUUGACAGCUUCUCACGGGCUCUGUAUGUCUGAUGACACAUUUUAGCUCAAGGUAUUAUGUAUUUGUCAUUAUUUUGUCAAAAGGUAACCAAUUUUAAACCAAAACAAAUGAAGGUAAAUGUAACAUUUUGGCCUCUUCACUGACCUCUAUCAUACUUUGCCAUUGUUCAGUUAAAUGGGAACUUUUUUACGUCCAAAUAUACUCUGUAUGCAUCUCUCUUGAAUUUCGCUUUCGAGUUCUGAAGGAGGACUGCUGGGGGCCAAGUCAAUGAAUUGUGAACCCAUUGUGAAGACUGGAAAGAAAGAGUAGCCGGAGUUUAGGAACAGGAGAGAACAGGCGUGUGUUUCACUGUUUACCAAGGCAGAGUGAAGGGAUGUUUUAGAAACACACAUACAGUGACUGCCAAGGUUCAUAAGAUGGUUAUAAGGAGAAAUGCCAUUAGCCUUUUCUCUUUUUUUCUUAAACAAGUAUCAACUAAAACUGAACAUAUCUCCUGUAACAACAGGAGCUGGUACAGUAUUUUCUUUAAAUGCAUUAGUCAAUUGAUUUCCUUGAUAAUGUACAGAUCUCUUAUAGGUAACUCCUUGUUCAAGAGCAGCUUUUGCCUCUGCUGUGCAUAAGCAAACCUGUUCUUUUUUGUUAACUAGUGAAGAAAAGUCUAAUUAAUCAUUCUUUCCAUCGAACUUGGUAUGAACGAUAAAGGGUAUGCAUUUUGCCAUAUUUUACUCUUCACAGGGAAAUCAAAAUUAUUUUAGUUUCAACCAAUCUACCAUAUAUAUACUGCUGAUUGCUCAACCAGCAUGGUAAAAACGGUUUUAGAGGUGGACACUGAUAGAAUCCUGAAGAAACGUUUGAAAUCAUGGAUAAAGCACUUGGUUUCUCCCAAACUAUUUAGGAAAGGCUUUUUUAUUGAAAAACCGAAGGUUUGAGUUGCUAUGUGUAGGAAAGCAUUGUAUACUGUAUUGUGCAAUACCUAAUUACAGAAAAAAAAGAAUAAUGACAUUAUUGAAGGUUGGUGUGUUGACGAAAAAUGUUUUUUUCUGUUCUUUUUAAGGGUUCUGUGAUCAUUCUAUAGAAAAGUGAACUGUGUCAGGAGACUUUAAUUUUGAUUUUUUUUUGCAUGCUUUCCCCUCUUUGCUAUUUCCCUUUCUAACUGUACGCUAUGUUGGACAUGUGAAGCUGUAAACAUUCUAAUUCAGGAUAUUGUCUGUGUUGAGCUCCGUAUCUGUGUAAUAAAAAAAGUUGAAUAUGAACCAUU